This is a messenger RNA of Anopheles aquasalis, 2286 nucleotides long. RefSeq lists its product as uncharacterized. The record is from RefSeq and is a predicted model, not a curated record. NCBI's taxonomy places the organism in Eukaryota, Metazoa, Arthropoda, Insecta, Diptera, Culicidae.
UUUCCGAUGUUUUCCAUGAUUUUUGCUCUGGACCACGUCCUUAGCAUGUAGAUUGCAUUCCCGUUGCGCUUGAGAACAUUUUUAGCAUGAAUUCUCCUGUUUAGUUAAAACACCUUGUUCUGCCAAACCCCGCGUCCAGACUAUCUCUCAGGGCGUAUUCACUAGCGUCGAUCGCAUUUCCUGUUUUUGUAUUUCAAACUGAAUGGCUGCUUGGAAUUUAAUUCGUUAAUUCGUCCAGCGCAGUAACCUACGACCGGUAGUGCGAUUGAAAAUGUCUAAAUUACUUUCUCUCCAUCGUCCAACGGAGAUUUCGAAAUUGGCCUCGCUAGUACCCGAACAUGGUGAGGCAUAUCCUUCCGGCGCGAACGUUCCCCCGCAAUGGCUAGAUUUGGAUCUUUCGCAGAAGCUUCCUGACCGGCGGAACCCUUCGGUGCCCGCGAAACAGCUGUCCCGCCGUUCGUUAGCGAAUCCGCUUUGGCAUCUGCCGCAUGGCCAUGGGUUCAACCUGACCGAUCCUCUGAUGCAGAUUACCAGGCGAACUUAUCACCCACUGCAUGAUGAGCAUUUGCAGCGAUUUUGGCGAGAUACGUUUAAACGGAAUCUUACGGAACGAGGCCUAAUCGACGACGAUGGGAAGGUCGUAUGUUCUCUUCAGGAGUUUAACCAGUGGCGGGCGUUUCUGUUUCAACAGUUCCAGAUGAGUCUAAAGAGAUGCCUGCAAGCAGAAGAAAGCCAGCGACAUCUCAAAAGCCAUAACGCAGACACGUUGGACCAUUUAGGCCGAUUUGGUGAUCACGAAGAGAAGUUGGCGGUUAUCUGCAAACGUGCUAAAUUACUUUUCCAGCGUAAAAUAAGCGAGUGGAAAAAAUCGAUCGAAGCCUAUCGAUACAGGACGGACACGUUUGCAAACCAGCAGAACCUCAGAAGACGACAGUACAGGAAGGAAGCAAGUCGGAGGGAUUUUGUGCAGCGUUUUCGUAACGAAGAACUGUGCGCCCAGCGAAGAACGAACUCUUUACACAUGAAAUGCAAACUACGCGAGCGCGAUGCGUUGGUGCAGCAACGGCUGAGGAACAACCGGAUGAGAAACGUGAUGAUCAAAGCAACUCUAAACCAAGAAAAGUUUAACAUGCAUUGCUGCGCUUAUCUACGUGAAAAAGCCAAGAAUAACGAGCUGCUGAAGAAUCAUCUGGCCGAAAUGGAGCUGAGAGUACAGCGCAGGAAGGAACUGCUGAAUGAGCAGCACACGAAGCUGGACGAAGAGCUGAACCAUCGAAAAGCAGCAAAUGUAUGUAAAAGAUACGACCGUCGAAACCGUGACGCACUGGUAAAGACAAUUUUAAGCCAGUGCAGGAGCCACAUUCGCGCAAAAUAUCCCGAUUCCAGCCAGUUGGAACCCAAAACCGUUGCACAAGCGGUUAAUGCAGCCCUUACGAUCCACACGGUUAUAAGCCCGGCCGCGAGCAGCUCGUGUAUUAUCGAUACGGCCAACCAGUUCAUCUUGGAUCUUCAAACGAAACCUUCCGAUGCUCUUCCGUUGGACAGCUUAACCGUUGGCUACGUGAAAGAUCGGAUUAGCGAGAUGAUGCAAGACAUUCUUCAUCGUAGCAUCGCUCAAGCUUGCGAAGUGAUAUCCAAAGUGGCUCAACGGAAAUGCGAUCGACUCAAUGCAGGCGAAAACCAGCCGAGAUCCUCCGUUUGCAGUCGUCGGAGCGAGGCUGCAGCGUCUCGCAACAUGCCUGAUCGUAAACGACGGUCAAAGGUGUCGAUAGGACCAACAUCCAUCGUUGCGCAGUACGAGGCGUCGAAUAGUACACUCAAGAAGUGCAAAGAUAGACCACCGACUCCGAUAACAUCCGUCACGUCGCUGGUCACCUGCACGAUGCAAGAAACGGAAUUGGACCGACGGAUCACAAGCAUGUUGGAGAUUUCUUUCGAAGCGGCCUGUGAGCUGGAGCAACGCAUUCGGUCCGAUGAUUACCCCUUGAUCCAUGUCAUGUACAGUCAACGGAGGUACUUGGAGGGAAACUUGCUCAAGUAUCGCAUGAUCAUUCAACCGUACGUCGACCAGCGCGUCUUAGCAUCGAUCGAAGUGGACCAGCUCACGGUUGACGAGCGGAAAUGGUGCGGUGUAUCGAAGGACAGGCUACUCCAUCAAACAGCGAUCGGGUUAUUAAAGUUUCCCGACGGUAAUCAGCAGUACGCCAAGGCCAUGCUCGAUUGUAUCAACUAUUUAACGGUACAAGCGACCAACCAGGCUCAGCAGAUUCUUAAUGACCCGUGAAA